UUCUUUUGACAAUGAAUUUUAUACAGUAAUUCAUUUUAAAAUGAAAUCAAUUCUCAAUUCAUUUGGUACCAAACAGUUUGUAAGAGUGUUAAAAAUGUAAAUACUAAUUAUUUUUUAUUGGCCAAUACACUACAGUGCCGCUCGAAAUAGUGCAACACCGGUGCCGCUUUUGGUGAUUGGUUCACAUAGACUAUGAUCUAUCACGGACUAAGCUUAUUAAACUCCUGUCAAACCCAGUGACCCAUGCGUAGUGGCCCAAAACGGCAGGUACCCACACAGACGGAGAAACAUCGCCGUUAUUUUGCAUUUUUUAUUAAAAAAGGCAAAAAAUUGUUACUUUAUUUAAUAUCUUUUCAUUUAAUUCCUUUCACUUUAAUUUAAUUGUUACUUUAUUUGACUGUCGCCAGAAAAUAAUUGGAAAAACCUCCUAUCUAUGACAAUUUUCUUUUUUUUUUUAAAAACGCAAAAUCACUUCUUCUUCCUUGAUAUCCCUCUUGGCAGAAUGUCUAUAAGCACUUCCGACGACUUCUUUGUCUUCACCGACCCUCUCUUUUCGUCUAAGGCCACCGUCGCAGUACUAGACGAUCCCAAAUCGAAGAAGAGAGUCUCCCUCCCCUUACGUUGCCCCCUCCUCUACGUCGUCCCUGUUUGAAUCGUCGGACCCUAGGGGUGUAAGUUUGACCCUUAAAACCCACAGACCCUCCCCGACCCUGAGGGUCGGGAUGAGUCAGUUUGUCUACAGGGUCACCUUAGGGUCGGGUCAGGUAGGGUCAGGUCAAUUUAGGGUCGGGUCACUUUUUGACCCUAUGACCCUUUGCAUCAUACAAACACGUUGGACCUAUUUGUAAAGUUUUAAAAUUUUAGGUAAUAAAUUGUAAAAUAAAAUAAUUUUGUGUACCAAAAUGUAAUUUUACCAUCAAAUUUUUGGGACUUAUUUCUAAAUUGCCACUUAAAUGCACGGAGAAAAUCUUGGAGCGUGAUUGGAGGGUGGUGAGAGCCUAUUUCACCUGGGAAUCUUUCCCUUCCAUUUUUGGCUUCUCCUUCGCCAAACCAGACCCCUCAUCAAACCAGGCAUCAAUAGCUCCGGAAAAUACCAGCGAUGCGGUCGCAGCCAUACAAUGGACGACUACAUUUGCAACGACGACGGAGAAUGGGGUGGAGCUGAACCUAGUUGUUUAUUCGGCUUUGACCUGAACGUCCCAUUGACAAGCAACAAGGAGAAUAUAUAUGAGAUCAGAGCUGAGCAGCCGGACCCGACGGAUAAUGGCGAUGAUGGCGACGUUUUGGACGUGGAGGAGCUGGUCAACGAAGACCAUCUGGAACGGGACAAAAUCACGGACAACGUUCAAUAUGGCGUCGAUGUGGAGAACAACAACGUGGCGGAGAAUGGCGUCGACGACAACAAUGGCGGCAGGGUUAACCUGUGUCGUUACGACUUUCGUUGCAUUUGUACCGUUUUAAUAGUGGUACAGAUAAUGUUUCUGCAAAAAUGUACCAGUAGUUAUGGUUCAAGUUAGUUAGUGGUAGUAUUAUUGUAGUGUAGGCACUUGGUGGAAAUCAUCUAGUGGUAGUCACGUAUUGGUAGACAUGUAUCGUCUAGUGGUACUCCCUUAGUGGUAGUCAUUUAGGCGUAGUAAUUUAGUGGUACUUCCCUAGUGGUACCUGGAUAUGGUUCAUGUACUAGUAAUCAUAUAAUGGUAGUCAUGUACUGGUAGACACGUAGUCGUCUAGUGGUACUCCCUUAGUGGUAGUCAUUUAUUCGUAGCGACUUAGUGGUACUUCCCUAGUGGUAUCAACCAUCGUCCGUAGUAAUUUGAUAAAUAUUUCGAUUUGCUACUUGAGUAGGAAUGCUAUUUCUAGUCCCAUCCUAAGAAACUAUCAUUUCGAUCAUUGUACAUAUGAGAACGAUCGUAUUAAACCAAACAUCGAAUUUUACAUGGUUUGAAUCCCUAGGGUUAACAUGCUUACGCAACUAAAGAACUUAGCCAACCAUGGAGAGGGGUUCCUGGAUGUUCAUCGAUGGAAAUGAAGACAUCAAAAGCGCAUCAAUUGUAUAAAAACAAUUCUAGGGAUGCUAGAAUGCACUUGAAGUAAUCACGUCAUAAAUUCAAGAUAUUAUGAUGAUAAAUUUAUGAAUGAAUGCUCAUUUGAUCAUAAUAUGGGUGUCUAGAAUAUACAUUUCUACGUUUCAUCAAGUGACAUUCCCUACACUCAUUGAUUCAAAUUAAGAUGAGCAGUGAAAAGUUUGCAAGGGAUGACUAAAAGUCAUUAGGUGGAAAACAUCUUUAGCACUUUUGAAAAAAAAAUCAAAUGGAUAAUAAAACUAGUAUUUUCGAAAUUGAAUGCCUAAAAAUAUGUCAUGUAUCAAGUAUAGUCAAGCAACACGUGUCACCCAAUUUCACCCCACACUUUAAAAGUAACACCUAUCCUCAUUGGACAAAAAGAUAGUGAGCCUUCAUCACCCUAUCCAGCUGCAUUCAUCAUGGUUGGCUCCAUGGGAUGUCGAUUGAAUCCACUUUGGCAUAUGAACUCUUGAAAUUCCUCCGACGCUUCGUACUCCAGCUCCUCGAUCUUCUCUAGCGAAAACUUUGAGCUUAUAUUGGCUAUCUUGAAUACUAUUGGUGCUAGCUUCAAAUCAGAAGUUGGUGGAGCUCCUUUCAACUUGUCUUUCCAUUCUAGGUCUUCAUCAUGGUGAUGAUAUUUUGCAUAUGAGGAAGCCUUGUAUAGAAAUCCUGAUCCGAUCUUGAUCUCUAUCUCUGGCUUCGUAUCUUCAUUCUCCUUGAAAUCAUCAUCUUUGAUGGGUUCACCUCCUUGUCUUCAAUAGACCCCACUUCUCUAUGCAUGAUACCUCCUAGUCAUAGUGUGAUCUCUCAUUUUUCCGCAUCGAUCAUGGCAACGGAAGUGGCAAGAAAUGGUCUACCAAAGACCAAGGAGUAUGUGGUCUCUAUCUUCCAUCUUGAUCAGCACAUAAUCUAGAAUUCUCUCCUAAAGUGGCAUGUCAAUCUUUUCUCCUCUCUAUAAUAUUUUUCACCAUUGGGGGGUAUCGCGAUACUUCUUCAUGAAUGGUCAUCUCCUUUGUCGAGGUUGUGUCAUCGUCUUUGUCCUCCUUCUUGGUAUGAGAUGUCUCCAUUGUAUGGGCUUGAACAAGCUUCAACACCUUCUUUCAUAUCUCCCUCUUUUCUUCUUGGAUGGAUACCUCCCUCUUGCUUUCUUAUGUUAACGCAACUUCUUUCUCCUCAACCAUCUUACAAGGAUGGGUCUUCGCAACUCCUCCUUCCUUGAAAGGCUUAUUAAAGUGGUGUUCCCACU
Molecule: messenger RNA, 3309 nt
Organism: Linum trigynum
Lineage: Eukaryota; Viridiplantae; Streptophyta; Magnoliopsida; Malpighiales; Linaceae
Source: the annotation of a GenBank genome assembly